Molecule: messenger RNA, 330 nt
Organism: Trypanosoma grayi
Lineage: Eukaryota; Euglenozoa; Kinetoplastea; Trypanosomatida; Trypanosomatidae
Exons: 1
Source: RefSeq, a predicted model, not a curated record
CAUCACAAGAGCCGCACCGGUGCUGGGGUGAAAGGAAAGAAGGAUAGGCAACGCCCGACUUCGAAGUCCGCAGCGGGCUUCGUUGCGUGUGCGCCGGACACGCCGCUAAGUGAGUGUCUGCAGCGCAUUCUGCGCCAACGCGCGCGCCGCAUUGUCGUGCUCGCGGAAAAGGAGGCGCGCGACCUGAGCGUUGUGGCCAUACUUAACCUGCAGCAGGUGCUUGCCUAUCUUGGUGCUGUCUUCUUAUCGAUUGAAGCCGCUGGCAGCGGGCGUCGGGUCGUGGGCGCAGCGGGCGAUGUCGCCGCCGGCGUCACUGCUGGGGCGGCGGCG